AGCAGAGGAGGGCAGGGAGCAAUGACCAAAAGUAGAGUUGGAGACCUUUGCUGGAUAGUUUGAAAGCCAGGGAGUUUUUUUUUUUUAUUUUUGUCAUACAGCAGACCUGGGCUUAUUACUUCCUUUUUUUUUGUUGUCUGCAGGUUCUGUAACAGUGAUGAUAUAAUUGGGAUCAGCUUAUUUACCUAGAGAAUUUCCUGUUUCAAUCUAUUUCCUUAAAGAGAUGAAGAAAGGACCAGAAAGUAGAGUAUGUACCCUUGCUCCUCCAGGCAAUUUAGUGGAGUCAGAUCCAGACACUAACAGCAGCAAUGAAACCUCAGCAAGAGAGAAAGACAUGCUUCCUUCUCCUGGGGAACUGGAAAAUGUAUUACCACUGAAAACCAGCACAGAAACAUCCAGGAAAAAACUCUGUGGCUAUUUAAAUAAACUGGGCAUCAAGGGGCCAAUCAAGACCUGGAAGUCUCGCUGGUUCUUUUACGAUGAAAACAAAUGUCGCUUACUAUACUACAGAACUGCCCAGGACAUUAAUCCUUUGGGGUCUGUUGAUCUCUCCAGUGCCAGUUUUGACUGCAAAAUGGAAAAUGGGGAAGGAGUUUUUGAGAUCAGAACACCAAGCAGAGCUUUUACUUUGAAGGCAAUCAGCAGACAGGCGAUGAUGUACUGGCUGCAGCAGCUGCAAAUGAGACGUUGGGAAUUUUGCAACACCCAGAGCAAAUUUCCUGUGGGCAGCUCCCAGCUUGUGAAUGAACCUGUGGCUGGAAGAACAAAUGUAGUUGACAAUGAAGACUUUCUGCCUCUUGUGAAAACACCAACAGAAGCAGUGGGUUUAAAGGCAGCACAUUUGCCUGCACCCCAAAUAUCUACUGCUUUGCAGAACAUCUCCCUUAAGCACCCUUGGACAGAGAUACAAAACACUGUCUACAGUAUUUGUGGCUCCAAACAGCUCUGGGGGAACAACGGGAAUGUCUUUAGCUUUGAUGAAUUCCAAGAGCAUCCUGAGAAUGUGGAUAAGGAGCAAGAGGAAGAAGUGGAGGCAGGAUGUGCAGUUAAGGAGGAGACCUUGGAAGAUGGGAAGAUGGGGCCCAGGCUGAACUGGAUUAGGAAAGCCAGGAGGAUGAACAGUGGCUUCCCAGGCUCUGAAGAAUUGUUGAGGGAGAAGAAUUCAGUGGAUAAAGUUAGUGUCCUUCAGCAACAGAUUCUGACGCUCACAGAAGAAGUCAAGUCACAGAAGGAACUGGUCAAACUUCUCCACAAAGCUCUGGAGGCAGCCCAGCAGGAGAAGCGAGUAUCUAGCAUGUAUCUCACUGCAGCAGAAGAUAAGGACAGGCUGGAGCUGGUGCGCCACAAAGUGAGACAAAUUACAGAUCUGACAAGUCGACUGGAAGCUCUUGAACAAGAAAAGAAGGAACUGGAGCAGAUACUGACUUUGAGAGACAGCCAUAUCCAGGAGCUCAAGGAACAUGUGCAGCUUCUGAUGGAGAAGAACCAUGCCAAACAGGAAGUCAUCAUGACAUUGACAGAGCAGAUGGCCCGAGAGCUCUCUGACCCCCUGCAAGAAGCCAACACAAUCACUGUAGAGACAUUGUAUAAGCAGCAGGAGGAGAUUGAGCAUCUGAAGGAUGAUAUUGAUGCAUACAAAACCCAGAACCAGUUUCUCAAUUCAGAGAUCCACCAGGUUACUCGACUCUGGACAAGUGUUGCUGAGAAUGAAAAAGCCCUUCUGAUGAAGUGUGCCUGCCUGCAAGCAAGAAACUGCCAGAUGGAGAGCAAAUACCUGACAGUCUUGAGAAAGCUGCAGGAGGCUGUGCCUGGCCUGCCCAACUCACAUGCAGAUUUGGUGAAGAACCUCAUUCAGGAAGCUCUCCAGUGGGAUGUGAAGGACGAAGCGGAAGAAGGUUUUAACUUGAACCCUGUAAGUGAGUAUGAUGAGUAUGGCUUCAUGACUGUACCUGACUAUGAAAUUGAGGACUGGAAACUCCUGGCCAAAAUCCAAGCCCUUGAGAUAAAGUCCAACAAACUGCGGAGCCAGGAAAUAGUGGAGAAGCCCCUCCGUGACAGAUGGAACAGCAUUGGAGAGCUGAACCUCUCUGGAGAGCUGAAGAGUCUGAUCCGAAGUGGCAUUCCAGUGGAGCAUCGGCAGCGGGUGUGGAGGUGGAUGGUCAGCCGGCACUGCAGCCCUGUUCCAGGCCACUACCAGCGACUGCUGGAGCAGAGCAGGAGCACUGAGCACCCUGCCUGCAGGCAGAUUGAGCUUGACCUGCCCCGCACACUGACCAACAACAAGCAUUUCUCCUCUCCCACCUCCCAGCUCAUCCCCAAGCUCCGGAGGGUGUUAUUGGCAUUCUCCUGGCACAAUCCUGCCAUUGGAUACUGCCAGGGAUUGAACAGAUUGGCAGCUGUUGCUCUCCUGGUCCUAGAAGAUGAGGAAAGUGCUUUCUGGUGUCUAGUCUAUAUUGUGGAGAACCUAAUGCCGGCAGACUACUACAGUGACACACUAAUAACAUCACAGGUAGAUCAGAGAGUCUUCAAAGACUUCCUGUCCGAGAAGCUGCCUCGCCUCAUGACUCAUUUUGAACAGUAUCGGAUUGAUGUCUCACUCAUCACCUUCAACUGGUUUUUGGUGGCCUUUGUGGACAGCCUCGUCAGUGACAUCCUCCUGCGAGUGUGGGAUGCCUUCUUGUAUGAGGGAACUAAGGUAAUUUUCCGCUAUGCUCUUGCAAUUUUUAAAUACAACGAGGAGGAAAUUCUAAGAAUUCAUGACAGUGUGGAGAUCUACCAGUACCUACGCUUUUUCACGAGGAUGAUCACAGAUGGCAGGAAGCUGAUGAACAUUGCCUUCAAUGACUUAAACCCCUUCCCCAUGAAACUGCUGAGGAACCGUCGGUCAAUGCACAGGGAAGAGCUGGAGGCAGAGCUGUGUGAACUUGAACAGAUCAAGGCAGCCUAUGUGAAAGAGAGAGCAGAGCAGGGACCUCAGGACCUGAAGGAGGUUGCUAGUGAAGAUGAAGAAGAGAGCUAACAAAAACAGAGUU
Cinclus cinclus is the source of this 3032-nucleotide messenger RNA. RefSeq names its product TBC1 domain family member 2 (gene TBC1D2). Lineage: Eukaryota; Metazoa; Chordata; Aves; Passeriformes; Cinclidae. The record is from RefSeq and is a predicted model, not a curated record. The coding region runs from base 224 to 3019 and encodes 931 amino acids. The transcript has 13 exons.